AUGGCGGAGAUGGUGGUAGCUGGACUGGCCACUCCAACCAGCGCUCUCAACGAUCUCGUUCAAGUGCCAGCCCUGCGACUUCCAGAAAGACUCGCAGAACAAGCAGGGAAACUAACGCCACCCCGUCUGCAGGCGGUAGGGGUAGACGGCAAAGGAGAAGUCCGUCUGCAUCUUUGCAAUCGACGCAAUGAUGUAUGUUUCCUCGUCGACACUAGCUCAGUCGUUUUUCUCAUGCCUCCUCAAUGGUCCACUGAGGGCCUAAAGGAGCAGCAGCUAACUCUCUACGGAGCAAAUGCCUCACCAAUCCACACGUACGGUAGCAAACGUCUAAUGUUGAACCUAAGCUUGAGACGCGAUCUGGAUUGCGAGGUUAUCCUGGCUGACGUCCUCCAUGCGAUUUUGGGCGCGGAUUUCCUGGCAAAGCAUGAAUUAUUAGUGGAACUCAAAAAUUGCUGCCUGAUUGACCCACUCACCGGGUUGUCCUCGAGGGGUAUGCUUGGAUCGGCAAUACUACACACUGUUUCCACGGUACUCCCUCUGUCACACACGCAGAACAGGGCCUACGCUCAUCAACAUGCAGCCCUCCUGCAGGAAUUUGCAGACAUUUUGAGAUUCAACACAAAGCCGAUUCAGACGCCAAACCUCCCAAUUAGGCACAUAAUAGCUACAACUGGCCCACCUGUGUUCGAGCGUCUACGCAGGCUUGUUGGAGAAAAACUGGCAGCAGCUAGAAGAAAAUUCGACAGCCUACUGGAGAAAUGUAUAAUACGCCCGCCAUCAAGACAGUGGUCAAGCCCUCUACACAUGGUGAAGAACAAAGACGGUACGUAA
This is a messenger RNA of Copidosoma floridanum, 831 nucleotides long. RefSeq lists its product as uncharacterized. The record is from RefSeq and is a predicted model, not a curated record. Lineage: Eukaryota; Metazoa; Arthropoda; Insecta; Hymenoptera; Encyrtidae.